AUGCGCUCACGGAGAGAAAAGUUUUCAUCGACCCUUAAGGUCGUCCUCACACACCGUCGUCCUCACACACCGUCGUUCACUCUCCGCUUCGCAGCGCGUCCGCCCGUGGGUGAGUACGCUGUGGACCUUUACAUGGCAAACUCAGUGCGGAAUCUGGUAGCUACCAGAUAG
This is a messenger RNA of Chondrus crispus (carragheen), 171 nucleotides long. RefSeq lists its product as hypothetical. Lineage: Eukaryota; Rhodophyta; Florideophyceae; Gigartinales; Gigartinaceae. The coding region runs from base 1 to 171 and encodes 56 amino acids. The transcript has a single exon. The record is from RefSeq and is a predicted model, not a curated record.